GCCACAUUAUUAUUCUUAGCGUCUUUCUUCGCUCAUCUCUCUCUCUCUCUCUCUCUCUCUCUCUCUCUCUCUCGCUUACAUUUUCUUGUCCUAGAAACUUCAUGGAACAACGUUUGUAGCAUCUGCAAUUUCUAUACGAUUCUUUCAUUUGUCCGAAUAAAGUGAUUUAGAUGAUGGAUUUUAAGGGAUUAGCAAGGCAUUUUAUGAAGAAAGAUGGGACUAGUGAGUUGGAUGUGGUCUAUCCAAUUAAAUCAGAAUGCCAAGCUGAAAUGCCGAAGACCGGUUUUAAGCUUAGGGCUGGGAAAACCCUUAGUGCAAGACGAUGGUACACUGCAUUCUCUCAAGAUGGGCAUUUGGAUAUAGAGAAAGUGCUUAGAAGGAUCCAGCGAGGGGGUGUUCAUCCUGCAAUCAAAGGGGCUGUCUGGGAGUUCUUGUUGGGUUGCUUUGAUCCUAAUAGCACAUUUGAAGACCGGAUUCAGCUCAGGGAACAGCGUAGGCAUCAGUAUAGAACGUGGAAAGCUGAAUGUCAAAAGAUGGUCCCAGUUAUUGGUAGUGGAAGGUUUAUUACGGCACCCAUAAUCAAUAAUGAUCGCCAAAUGAUAGAAGAUUCUUCCACAGAUAGUAAUUUUCAAGAUGAUAAUGGAGUUAUGGCUACAUCCCUUGUAGAUUCUUCUUUGGAUCAUGGCAGGCAUGUGAGUAAUGCUGUUUCAGAGAAGAAAGUGAUUCAGUGGAAGCUUAACUUGCAUCAAAUUGGUCUUGAUGUUGUUCGCACAGAUCGAGCACUUGUCUUUUAUGAAAGUGAAGCUAAUCAGGCAAAACUUUGGGAUAUUCUUGCUGUUUAUGCUUGGGUGGACAAUGAUAUAGGUUAUGUUCAAGGAAUGAGUGAUAUUUGCUCACCAAUGGUAAUUCUUCUUGAAAACGAAGCAGAUGCAUUUUGGUGUUUUGAGCGCGCAAUGCGAAGGCUGAGAAAAAACUUUAGAUGCAGUACUAGUUCAGUAGGGGUGCAAGCUCAGCUGAGUGCACUCUCACAGAUAAUUAAAGUUAUUGAUCCUAAGCUUCAUCAACACCUUGAGGAUCUAGAUGGUGGGGAGUAUUUGUUUGCAUUUCGCAUGCUGAUGGUACUUUUCCGGCGAGAAUUUUCCUUUGUGGACUCAUUGUAUCUUUGGGAGUUGAUGUGGGCCAUGGAAUACAACCCAAAUAUUUUUUCAUUAUACGAGGAGCCAAGAGAUGCUGCAGAAAAUAUUGUUGCACCCAAAAUAAAUGAAAAAUUGCUGAAGCAAUAUGGAAAAUUUGAGAGGAAGAAUGUAAAGACUGGACGAACAGACCAACAUAGUGCACUUGCUGUUUUUCUUGUUGCAAGUGUUCUUGAGAACAAGAAUAAGCGACUUCUAAAAGAAGCAAAGGGUUUGGAUGAUGUUGUCAAGAUCAUGAGUGACAUAACUGGAAAUCUGGAUGCUAAAAAGGCGUGUAAGAAGGCAUUGAAGAUUCACAAAAAGUAUUUGAGCAAGUUGGGAGAUGGUUGGGUUAGCACCGGUCUCAUUAUCGUCACAGCAGAUUGCGCAGACAGGUCUAGUGUGUACGACAGUGCAGUAGCAACAUAUUUGUCUUGCACGGGCCAGGAUGACACCCUGUCCAAAAAGAAGAAGGAGAUUUUGAGCAACGGCGACUCGUCUAAGAUCAGUGACAGACGGAGCCCCCUUCAGGGCUGCUUGACUUUGAAAAUUGGUAAUGACCAACAACACGAACAUGCAAAAGAGAAUUCUUGAAGAUGCCAUGGUUUUGGUGGAGAGGCUAAAAGGAAUUUGGUUACCAAUGUACCCCAAAUUUUGCUUUUGGGUCUGUUUUCCAUAGAUCAUGAUAGUGCCCUUUAUAUAGAAGUGUGAGAAAGAGAGGCAGUUACUAUUAGUUAAAAACACUUAUUGCUCAUUAUAUGUUCUUUGGACACAUAUAGAACCAAAAUUAUAAUCAGCAAAUUUGAGAAUUAAUGGAGAUUCUGCUUAUAAUUUGGUGUCCAAA
Molecule: messenger RNA, 2016 nt
Organism: Quercus robur (English oak)
Lineage: Eukaryota; Viridiplantae; Streptophyta; Magnoliopsida; Fagales; Fagaceae
Product: rab GTPase-activating protein 22
Exons: 13
Coding region: 171-1766 (531 amino acids)
Biological process (GO): activation of GTPase activity
Molecular function (GO): GTPase activator activity
Source: RefSeq, a predicted model, not a curated record